AUAAUUAUAUAUUUUCUUGUAUGUCUAUGACCUUUUCCAUAUGUACACAUGAAGAGGUAAGCGAGGAGGCGACAGGUGGGUAGAUUGAUUCUAAUCGUGCUGUCAUAGGCUGUCGUUUCACGGCUUCUUCUUUAGUAGCAGAGCUCUUCCCAUUUCUCUCCAUUCUGCUAAAAUCGCUCUCAAUAUUCUGCACAGAACCGUAGAAGAAGAUACUUUUUAAGAAAUCGGAGAUCUGAAUCCAUUUUCCAUGGAGGACCGCAAGGAGAACGAUGUGGGGUGGCUAUCAGUACCUCAGUUUGGAGACUGGGAUCAGAAGGGGAAGAUGCCGGAUUACUCAAUGGAUUUCUCAAAAAUAAGGGAGAUGAGGAAGCAGAACAAGAGGGACAUCUCAAGGGCCAGUCUUGGAAACGAAGAAGAACUCAUAGCUACUCAAAGCAAAGAAGAUCGUCAUAAUCAUCAUCACCAAACCACUGAUCAUGUCCAGCUUAAUCCCCACAGUCACUCUCCAACUACGAGGAGGAGCCUUUUCAGUUUCUUCAACUGUUGUAUAAAAGCUUAGAUGAACCCGUGGAUCCAUUUGACAAUAUUUCCAUUCUUUGUUCAUUUAUUUUCUUGUUUUCUCUUUCUAUGCUGUUUUAUUGUUCGGCAAAAUUAUGUGUUCUCUGGAUCAGACAGAUAUAGUCUAUUAAAAGCUUUCUAAUGGUAUUACCUUUCCAAAA
Molecule: messenger RNA, 719 nt
Organism: Macadamia integrifolia
Lineage: Eukaryota; Viridiplantae; Streptophyta; Magnoliopsida; Proteales; Proteaceae
Exons: 3
Coding region: 248-559 (103 amino acids)
Source: RefSeq, a predicted model, not a curated record